AUGCUGGCGCAUGAAGGUGAAAGUAGUCAAUCAAGUAGCUCAGAGUCAGACUCAGAGGAAAAACGGUCUACUGAAUCUGAACAAGAAUUCAAUGAUCAAGUUGAAGGUGAGAAUUAUUUUCAUUUUUUUAUUUUUUCUUUAGCGUCCCCAUCACAAACAGCAAGUGAGGAAGACUCGGAUGAUGCUGGUGGAGAAUCAGAUGAUGAAGGACCGAAAAAAAAAAUUCCUCGACGAUCUAAAAUCGAUGAUGCUACGCUUAACGUAAGUCCUGGUUUAAUUAUUUAUUGUUUUAAUUUUAGUUAUUAAAACAAGAAAACCUGGUGCGGAGAUCAAAUAGAAAACGAAAAGUAGAUGAAGAUUCAGAAGACGAUUCCCCUAAAACGUCCAGGGGAAAGAAGAAGAAGUGGGUUUCCAAUAAUUUUGUAUUUAUUUUUAGACCGUCUAGUUCAGAAUCUGAUCCUUCCACAUCCGAGUCUGAGUCGGAAGAUGAUUAUGGCGAAAGUCCUCGAAAACGAAGGCGGCCGGCGAAGAAGGCUGGAAAAACCAAGAAACCAGUGAGGAGGGCCAAGGGAAAUCAUCAAAAAGUCAACUACCAGGAAGAUUCAUCCGAGUCUGAAUACAAUUCAGAUGAAGUGUUGGAAUGGGACGAAGGAAAAGCGACUCCAUCUCCAGAAGAAAAUCACACUGAAGUUGUGGAAAGGGUGUUGAAGCAUCGUUAUGGACGGGCAGGAGCAAUAGGAUCCAAUACGACUGAAUAUAAUGUACAAGUACAAGGUGACCCUAACGCAAACGCCGAUGAAAUUCCGUUUGAAGAAAGGGAAUUACAAUUUCUGAUCAAAUGGCAAGGUUGGUCUCAUUGGCAUAACACUUGGGAAUCUCCAAAAAGCUUAGCUGCCAGUGGAGCCAAAGGUUCCAAGAAGUUAGAUAAUUACAUAAAGAAGAUGCAGGAGGUUGAAUUAUGGUAUGCCGCUUUAUUUUACACGCUCUAUCUUUGUUUAGGAAGAGACAUGCGGACAAAGAGUAUAUAGAAGUUUAUGAUUGUGAACAAGAAAUGAAUGACGAGCUUUAUGAACAAUAUAAAGUUGUGGAAAGAAUCAUUGGGCACCAAGUGUCCCGGGACAAAGGAAACGAAGGUGAGAGACAGUACGAAUACUUUGUCAAAUGGAGUUGCUUGUCUUAUGCUGAUUGUACAUGGGAGGAUGAGAAUUUGAUCAAGAAGAACUAUGGGGUCAAGAUUGAAGAAUAUAUGAGACGAAUGGAGGCAACUACAGUGCCACAUAAAGGCCAGACUGUAAGUGUACAUCUGUUUAAAGAUUUCCUUGUUUAGUAUCGGAAGAGACCCAAGUUCCAAAAGCUGGAGACGAUGCCAGAGUAUCUGAACCAUAAGAAUAAUUCUGAAAUGGAACUCAGAGACUAUCAAUUACAAGGUUUGAACUGGUUGUUGCAUGCGUGGUCUAAAGGAAACAGCUGUAUUCUGGCAGAUGAAAUGGGAUUGGGCAAGACGAUCCAGUCCAUCAGUUUUAUUUCGUCACUGUUCCAUCUCCAUGAAAUCUACGGACCUUUCUUGGUGGUUGUUCCUUUGUCGACUAUGGCUGCUUGGCAGCGGGAAUUUGAUGCAUGGGCAUCCGAUGUCAAUGUUGUCACUUAUGUGGGGGAUGUGACAUCGCGCGAACAGGUAUAUAAAAAUUGGAAUAUAAAAAAUUUGUCUAGAUCCGGCAAUAUGAAGUAUACCAACAAGGAACUAAAAGAUUGCGGGUUAAUGUUUUCUUGACCACUUAUGAGAUCUUAUUGAAAGACAAAGCUUUCCUGGGUACGUUCGACUGGCAAGCUCUGUUGGUCGACGAGGCCCAUCGAUUGAAAAACGAUGAGUCUUUGCUGUACCAGUGCUUGAAGAACUUCAACACGGCCCAUCGUGUUUUAAUAACCGGAACACCGCUACAGAAUUCAUUGAAGGAACUGUGGGCUCUAUUGCAUUUCAUUAUGCCUGAGCAGUAAGUUAUUCUUUAUAUUUUGAUCUCUUGUUUUAAGGUUCUCCAAUUGGGAUGAAUUUGACGCCGCUCAUCAAGACCGAGAUCAUAAAGGGAUAUCAUCACUUCACAAGAAAUUGGAACCCUUUUUAUUAAGAAGGGUGAAGAAGGAUGUGGAGAAGUCUCUUCCGGCCAAAGUGGAACAAAUCCUCCGGGUGGAUAUGACUGCUCAACAAAAACAAUUUUACAAAUGGAUUUUAACUAGAAAUUAUGAAGAGCUCAGCAAGGGUGUGAAAGGAUCUAUCAACGGAUUCGUGAACGUGGUUAUGGAACUCAAGAAGUGUUGCAAUCAUUCCUCGUUGGUACGACAGUAUGACAAUAUCGAAUACGAGGCACAGGCCAGAUUGCAGGUAUUUUACUAUCAUUGUUUCUCAUUGCAUAAUUUAGCAAUUGCUCAAAUCGUCUGGGAAGUUGAUUCUUCUGGACAAAUUAUUGGUGCGAUUAAAAGAAACCGGUCACCGAGUUUUGAUCUUCUCCCAGAUGGUGAUGAUGUUGGACAUCCUUCAAGAAUACAUGUCUCUCCGAAGAUUUGCCACUCAACGAUUGGACGGAUCGAUGAGGUCGGAUCUCAGAAAACAGGCGCUUGACCACUUUAACGCCGAAGGCUCUUCUGAUUUCUGUUUUCUUUUGUCCACUCGGGCUGGUGGAUUGGGUAUCAAUCUUGCCACUGCGGAUACCGUAAUUAUCUUUGAUUCUGACUGGAAUCCCCAGAAUGAUCUCCAAGCAAUGAGUCGAGCCCAUCGAAUUGGCCAAAAGAAACAGGUUAGGAUUAUUUUAAUAACACAAUAUUAGGGUGUCCCAUAAGUCUUCCUGAUAUUUGAGGUUGUGUGAACCUUAUCAACUCUGAAGUGCAUUAUGGGGUAUGUUGGAGAUACGGUUUGUAGCUGAGGAAUAGCGCUUUUUAACCGUAUAUGGCAAAGCGACAUAAAGUCAACCUGGGACCUACACUACCCCGGUAUUGUAUGUGCCCCUUUCAGAACAAACUGUGCUACAAUGUUAUCUUUUCUCAUGACGACGUUUUUGGGUUGCGUAAAGACCCCUUAAGUUUUUUGGGCUUUAUGAAAAUCUAGAACAAGGUAUCCAGCGGAUAUAUAGUUAAAACGGAUGAAUUUUGUUUGAUUUUUAUUCUGGUAACAUGGCCUGAUUGGGCACCCUCAAAAAAUUUUAUGCAUUAAGAUAUUCGUUUGAUAAAAAAAGUCUGAAGAACAGCGUUGUAAGUAUUAAUUCAACGGAAAACAGUGGACCCAGUAGAUAAUCUCAAGGGUGCUCGCCUAGAUACCAGAAGGCUUUCCCCACCUAGUCCCAGAAGUGGAUCAUUAUCUGUCCAUAGGGCCUGUCGUUAGUUUGGGAUUUUAUGCUGUUUAAAGGUGACGGAUGGCGGGUUUAGCUGAACCAAACAUUAAGGAGUGCAGUCAUUUGUGCCACCGUAAUGAGGCUUUAAAUCUUAACCCCGAAAAUCAGCAAUACUUAUAGCACUCUAAUACUUACUUCAUGUCUAUAGGUCAACAUCUAUCGAUUUGUCACCAAGAAUUCAGUGGAAGAAAACAUCGUGGAAAGAGCGAAGCAGAAGUUGGUUCUGGAUCAUCUGGUCAUUCAGAGAAUGGACACCACGGGAAAGACUGUUCUUUCAAAGUCAGCAGUGUCUAAUUCCAAGAUCCCUUUUGAUAAGAAUGAUUUGAAUGCCAUACUUAAAUUUGGAGCUGAAGAAUUGUUUAGAGAAAAGGAAGGAGAAGAGCAAGAGCUUGAGCUGGAUAUUGAUGACAUCUUGAACGGAGCAGAAACCAGAGAAUGUGACAACAUUGUAAAUUGAAUCAUUCAUAUUUACGGAUUUAUUCUUUAGGAGACCGGAAAUGAACUGCUCAAUUCAUUCAAGUACACAAACUUUGUUCUGGAUGAAGAAAAAGAUUUGGCUAUGUUGAACACUGAAAAGAACAAAAAUUCAACACAAGCCGGUAUGACAGAAGUUGAAAACAAAUCUUGGGAUGACAUUAUACCGAAGGAGAAGUUGGAUCAGAUCAAAAACGAAGAGUUACUCAAACAAGAGGCAAUGCUCAACUUAGGACCACGAAAUAGAAACAAAGUCAACGGAGACGAAGCUGCUGAUAUAAGUUCAGGGGAUGAGAAGGGGAAGUCAAAGAAAAAAGGGAAAAGGAAAUCCAAGAAUACAGUUUCGGAUUCUGAUAGCUCCGGAUCUGAAUCAGACAGUGGCGGGAAAAAGAGAGGCGGGAAGAAGAAGGUCAUCUUCAAUUUUACAGACAAAGAAGUCCGCAGAUUCAUGAAGAGUUAUCGGAAGUUCGCCUAUCCGUUGGAACGGUGAGCAUUAACUCUAUUCAGAUAAAUAAUAUAAUUUUAGACUUGAUUCUAUCGCCCAGGAUGCUGAAUUAGAAGACCGGAGUAAGAGCGAACUCUCUGAAUUGGCUGAGGAGAUCAAGAAUCGGUGUAUUGUAGCAACAGAAAACUAUUCAAACGAAUCCAAACCCGAAGAAGAAAAUGAAAAUGGAAAACGGAAACAAGUAAGGUCCCCUUAAAUAUUCAAUUUCUGUCUUUAGGAUCGUGGGCCAACUUUUAAAAUCGGCUCUCUUGAUGUAUACGUUCGUCCUCUUCUUAAGUCACAACAAGAACUGGAACCCCUUCAUGAAUUCGUCAAAAAGUGUGGACCGUCCUUGAAAGGAUUCAGUCUCCCCAGUAAGGUCAAGGAUCAGAACGGAUGGGAUUUAGUGUGGACAGAAGAAGAUGACAUUGCCCUCCUAAAAGGCAUCUACAAGUAUGGCUAUGGAAGUUGGGAAUCCAUAAAAAUGGACCCUGAUUUAGGAUUGGCUGAAAAGAUUCAAAUUAAAGAUAAAACGAAGAAACCUCAACCAAAACAUCUCCAGAGCAGGGUCGAUUACAUUCUAAGGAAUUUGGGAAAACUUAAUGGAAAGACUACCAAAAAGAGCAUCAAAACACCAACGAAAAAGAGUGUCAACAAGAAGAUGAAAGUAAAGAAAGACGAAAAAGUGGACAGAAAUAAAGACAGAGCAAAGGAAAGGAAAGAAGACAAGAAAGAGAAACGAGACGAUGAUCAUAAGGUGGGAGACAUUUGCUUUACUUAUUUUCAAUUCAGGAUGACAAGUAUCGACAGGUUCUGAAUAUCAAAUUCAAUACUGAAAAGUAUGGUAGUGCCCUGUUGGACAAGACCGCCGACCCCUUCCAGAAAGUGGUCGAAGCUUUCAGGCCAAUGAUCAAGUACAUCAAACGUCUUGUCAGUCCAGAAACAGAUUUUGCACACGAAGGGAUCAAGGCCUUAAUUAAGAUUGGGGAUUUUAUUGUUGAUUUCCUCAAAGCCAAAAGGUAUGUCAUCAUUACUUAUAUACGAUGGGCGUUCUGUAGGAACUCUUCCUGGUCAACGGAUCGAUGGUUUAAUUUGAUGUGGAUCUUCGUCUCGUCUUUCUUCAACCCGGCCAAAGAGCCCAAACUUUUAUUCGACUUGUACAUAAAGAAUGCACGCGACCACAAACACACGAGUAAACACAAUUCGACCUCAUCCCACAACCUCAGCGCCAAGCCAAGCAGUCAUCACCGUGACUCCCACCGCAGUCGACAUCAUCACCAUCAUCAUUCAGAAACCCCGAGUCGUCAUUCCGGAACAAUAUCAGUACAUAACAAGAGAAUUUAG
This is a messenger RNA of Bursaphelenchus xylophilus (pine wood nematode), 5682 nucleotides long. Lineage: Eukaryota; Metazoa; Nematoda; Chromadorea; Rhabditida; Aphelenchoididae. The record is from the annotation of a GenBank genome assembly.